CAAACUGAACUGUUACAGCGCUAUCGCUAGUCGUACAUUCUACGUCGUACGAGGCGGACGCACAAUGUGGAAGACCACGACCGUGAUCUUUGUUCUUGCCAUUGGCAUAGCUGUUUUACUCCGAUCCAGUCCUAUAGAGGUACCAAAAUUGCCCGAGACGUUCUGGGGACCUGAACGAAAUAAAGGAGCCUCGGAGGAAGUACGACCUUUCGUUAUUAAAGUGCCAAAGUCGGUAAUUGAUGACCUAAAUGAACGGCUCAAAAACAGAAGAGAAUUGGUGGAACCAUUGCAAGAUGCUGCGUGGACUUACGGCGUCAGCACGACGUACUUGAAAGAUGUUCUUGAAUAUUGGAGAACGAAGUAUAAUUGGACUCAUCGGGAAGCGUUGCUCAAUAAGUACCCUCAAUACAUGACCAAUAUACAAGGUCUGGACAUACAUUUUUAUCACGUGAAACCUCACAUUCCACCGGAACGUAAAAACUUAAAGGUUUUGCCAUUGUUGAUCGUACACGGCUGGCCAGGAUCCGUGGUGGAAUUCCAGAAAAUUAUUCCCAUGUUAACGACACCGCGGCCCGACAAAGACUUCGUGUUUGAGGUGAUCGCACCUUCGAUUCCGGGAUAUGGAUUCUCACAAGCGGCCGUACGACAAGGAUUGUGCACGCCGCAGAUCGCUGUUAUAUUCAAAAACCUUAUGUUGCGGCUCGGUUUUAACAAAUUUUACACGCAGGGCGGAGACUGGGGUGCCGCUAUUGUCGCGCAUUUAUCUAGUCUCUUCCCGGAGAACACUCUUGGCACCCAUUCGAACUUUUGUUUGGUUAUGAGCACGUCCAGUACGCUGUGGACCAUUAUCGGUGCGCUUGUCCCAUCGCUCGUUGUCGAGAGCGAGCAUGCCGGUAAAAUGUAUCCUUUGGGACAUCACACGAGUCGACUGCUUGAGGAAACUGGAUACAUGCAUAUACAAGCUAGUAAACCAGACACCAUAGGUACUACCGUGGGAGCCUCGCCAGUCGCAUUAGCAACAUAUAUCUUGGAAAAGUUUAGUACAUGGACGAAUCCAGAGUACAGAUUUCGUGCCGAUGGCGGUCUCCUCGAAAAAUUCACUUUAGAUGAGCUUUUAGAUAACCUCAUGCUUUACUGGGUUACCAACUCUGUGACUACAAGUGUACGACUUUAUUCCGAGCAAUUUAAGAAGGAACAUAUGGCGAGCAGGAUCGACGAAUUGCCUGUUAAUGUGCCAGCAGGGUGUGCGGUAUUUCCUCACGAACUAACGUAUCAACCGGAAAGCCUCAUUCGUGAAAAAUUUACUAAUCUGAUACAUUUUAAUCAUUUACCGCGCGGAGGUCAUUUCGCUGCAUUUGAAGAACCAGCUCUUUUAACAGAUGAUAUCUUCAAGUUUGUGUCCAUGGUUGAAGAUAUCAAGAAGAAAAAUAACGCCAAAAAUAAAUCAAACGCAGAGAAGAAAAUAAAGGAGCCUACGAAAAUUUGAAAGAAUAUUUAGUUGCGCUCUAUUUUUUUUAACCAAAACAACAAUAAGAUGCGAAGCAACAGACUCUGGGGGCCUGAUCGUUUGUAAAAACGAUGUUGCUACAUUUUUUCCAGUUUUGUAUAAUAUGAAAGUUCUUUGAAUAAAACGCCUAUUUUUCUAAUA
Molecule: messenger RNA, 1648 nt
Organism: Wasmannia auropunctata (little fire ant)
Lineage: Eukaryota; Metazoa; Arthropoda; Insecta; Hymenoptera; Formicidae
Product: juvenile hormone epoxide hydrolase 1-like
Exons: 8
Coding region: 65-1486 (473 amino acids)
Biological process (GO): epoxide metabolic process
Molecular function (GO): epoxide hydrolase activity
Source: RefSeq, a predicted model, not a curated record